UUUUCUUUUAUCGUUCAAUACGAUAUUGCGCUUGAAUGCAUGCAUGCUUGCCCGUCAAUUUAAUCACAGAUUGCAUUUUUUGAUUAUUUGGCAUCAAUAAUCGAUAAUGCCUGGAGAAAUCAUUACAUUACAAGUGGGACAAUGUGGUAACCAAGUCGGCUUUGAAUUUUGGAAAAAAUUAUGUUACGAACAUGGUAUCAAUUGUGAUGGACAAUUAGAACCAUUUGCCGAGAAAUCUGGUAUUGAAAGAAGAGAUGUAUUUUUUUAUGAAUCUGAUGAUAAACAUUAUAUACCUAGAUCCAUUCUAAUGGAUCUUGAGCCACGUGUUGUAAAUAGUAUUAUGAAUAGUAAAUAUUCAAAACUAUUCAACAAUGAAAACAUUUAUAUCUCAAAAAAUGGUGGUGGUGCUGGUAAUAUUUGGGCCUCUGGAUAUUCACAAGGAAAAUCAUUGAGUGAAGAAUUUUUCGAAAUCAUCGAAAGAGAAGCUGAAGGUGCUGAUUCUUUGGACGGUUUCAUUUUGUGCCAUUCAAUUGCUGGAGGUACUGGAUCGGGUAUGGGUUCCUAUGUGCUUGAAACCAUUCAAGACCGUUUUCCUAAAAAGAUUAUUCAAACAUACUCCGUAUUUCCCAGUCAAGAAGAAAGUAGCGACGUUGUUGUUGAGCCAUAUAAUUCACUACUUACAUUACGAAGAUUGACCGAAAAUGCAGAUUGUGUUGUCGUUCUGGAUAAUGCCGCUUUAUUUCGAAUUGCAGUGGAAAAAUUACACGUAGAAAAUCCCAACAUGUUACAAACAAAUUCAUUAGUUUCUACUAUCAUGUCAGCUUCGACUUCAACAUUGCGAUAUCCUUCUUUCAUGAAUAAUCGAUUAGCCGAAUUGAUCGUACCAUUGAUUCCUUUUCCUCAACUACAUUUUCUCAUGACUGGCUAUACACCAUUUACCACUGAAAAAGAAAAUCAUAGUGAAGUAACAUCUGUCCGUAAGACAACUGUCAUGGAUGUAAUGCGUCGAUUGCUUGAUGAUAAAAAUAUGAUGGUCUCCACACCAAUACAAACCAAAAACGAUAACCAUUGCUAUAUUUCAAUAUUGAAUAUUAUUCAAGGUGAAGCUGAUCCGGUUGAAGUCAACAAAAGUUUAGCUAGAAUUCGUGAAUCAAAGCGAAUCCCAUUUAUACAAUGGGGUCCGGCAAACAUUCAAGUAGCCCUUUCACGAAAAUCUCCAUACAUACAAACUUCAAAUAAAGUUUCAGGUUUACUAAUUGCCAAUCACACUUCGAUUGCUCAUCUAUUCGAACGGAUUGUAUCACAAUAUGACAAACUCAGGAAACGAGGAGCAUUUUUGGAUCGUUUCAAAAACGAGGAAAUUUUCUCACAAAAUCUGGAUGAAUUUGAUAAUUCUAGAGUUGUCGUUCAAGAAUUGAUUGAUGAAUAUAAUGCUGCCUCAAAAUCGAAUUAUCUUGAAUUGGCACUUUAUAAAUAACAAUCAUUAUUGUACCUCAAUAUUUUUUUUUGAAUAUCGUUUAAUUAAUCGAAAAAGAUUAAAAAAUUAAAAAUUA
Messenger RNA from Dermatophagoides farinae (American house dust mite), 1553 nucleotides. Its product is annotated as tubulin gamma-1 chain. Gene Ontology annotation, biological process: microtubule nucleation; cytoplasmic microtubule organization. Gene Ontology annotation, cellular component: microtubule; gamma-tubulin complex. NCBI's taxonomy places the organism in Eukaryota, Metazoa, Arthropoda, Arachnida, Sarcoptiformes, Pyroglyphidae. The record is from RefSeq and is a predicted model, not a curated record. Gene Ontology annotation, molecular function: GTP binding.